Theobroma cacao (cacao) is the source of this 2275-nucleotide messenger RNA. RefSeq names its product elongation factor. The record is from RefSeq and is a predicted model, not a curated record. NCBI's taxonomy places the organism in Eukaryota, Viridiplantae, Streptophyta, Magnoliopsida, Malvales, Malvaceae.
GCUGCGAGUAACAACGAAACUAAAACUUCCACUUAGGUUUACUACUCUAACGUUAACUUCCUCGCUUCUCUUUCCUCGCCGCCUUCUUUCCUUCUAACUUAACUUCACUUCUCUUUCUCUGCUUGCAGGUGAACUAUGAAGGAUUUUCUUUAGCAAAUUGCUUUAUGGUAGUAUGACUGUUGUAUGGUUCAUGCGCAACUAUUGAUGGAUGUUGGUCCAGAUAGUAAACCACAUUGUACUGCAAAAGCUGCACUUGACAAAGAGAAGAAGACCCCCUUGGACCGCUUAGAUGGGAAGAGUUCAAGGUGCAUGAAUAAUUGCAAGGAGAGCAUCAAUAGCAUGGAGGUUCUGUUGCAUAAACAAAAUAAGGCUUCCAAUAGUCCUGAGGAUGUUGAAGUUGAUAUAAUUGGAUGCACAAAUGAUGGUGACACCAGAACAGUUAAAACUGAGGACCCAGAUGCAACUGAAUGUUCCAGCUCAUUUGCCGACACUACAUCUGAUACUGAGAAAUGUUCUGGAUUGAAUGAUGCUGAAGUGGAGUCCCAGUUCAUUGGUGAUGCUGCUUUUGUAUCUACUUAUGAUGCGUAUAAUAGUAUGUUUCAUAUAAGGAAGAAGAGGUUGACAAGUCAUUGGAGGAGCUUCAUACGGCCACUCAUGUGGCGCUGCAAAUGGGCAGAACUGAGAAUCAAAGAAAUUGAGUCUCAAGCACUAAAAUAUGGCAGCGAACUUGCAGCAUACGAUGAGAGAAAACUUUCACGAAUUGAUCAAUCUACAGUGGAAGGUUUUGGUUCAAAGUCAUUGCCAUUUUCUAGUCCUUGUUACCGUAAAAAGGCGAUAAAGAGGAGGAGACGGAAGAGAAUCGAAGAAACAACUGAUAUAACAUCAUACAUGUCAUGCCAUAACUUAUUUUCCUAUCUUGAAAACAAGAAAACCAUUCCAGAUGGCACAUAUAUUGCUGAUGAUUUGGCCAACACAGCCAAUAUGGACCAACAAACUGAUUGCAGUGGUAAAUUUGGCAUUAAUAAUGAUCAAUUGCUUUUGGAGUUCAGAGAUGGUAAUAAUUCCUUGGAGCAAGUCCUUUGGAAAAUUGAAAUUGUGCAUUCUAGGGUUCAAAAAAUCAGGAGUCAGCUUGAUCUGGUGAUGUCCAAAAAUGCUUCAAAGUUUUCUUCCUCGGAGAAUUUGAGCCUCCUUGCAGCUUGUGAUGCUCAGACCAGCUCUGCUCCAAGCCCUACAUUUUCAGCUGGCAAUGGAGACACAAUAUCAGUGGGACCUGCAUAUACUACAACUCAGCAAAUUUCAGAAUAUGAUGUUGGAGAUCUGGUUAUGCCUGCAAGUUCUAUUUCAACUUAUGGGGAAACUUUUCAUGUUCCUGAUAUAAUUGAAAGCACUGUUGGAUUGUUGUCAUCUGCUGAUGUUACCUGCCAUCAGCCACAAAUUGGAGACUCUUGUGAAGAUAUUGUGGAAAAUGUUCUGAUACAAAAUGAAGGAAAUGCUGGAGAUAGACAGGUUUUAAUGAGGACAAAUAGUCAACCUAUAGGGCAACAUCAUCAACCAGAGAAAGUUGAAGAAGGAGAGAGCACCGAUCCUUCUCCUAUUCCAACAUCAGAACCUAAUCGUGCAACAAAAAGCAUCGUGUCUCAGGAUCAAUCAACUCUGAGGUCAUGUCUGGCCUCGGACAUCUGUUUCCCUAGGAACAAAAGAAAGCGAGGGGAGCGUAAAGCUGGUUCUGGUGGUUGGAGCAGGAAACACUCAGGUGAACCUGAUAGCCAAUGAGUUCAUUUUUUAUGGUUCACUAGCCUAAUAGGCCCGACAUUUCUCUACUAAGUUGAUCACAGAGGCACUCAAUGGCACUGUAAAGAAAGUACCAUGGUCUUGAUGCUAUAGACGUGUUGUUGAAAGGUAACUCCUAGACAUGGUUUUCAGAUCCUCUAGGUUGUAGUUCUGAUGAGCUUGACAGCGAGUGGCAGUCUUCUUGGGGUCGAAAAUUAAAUUGCAUUUCCAUGAUGAUGACGAUAGUCUGUAGUCUGUAAGCAAAAACUAGUGUUGUUAUGUAGUUUCUUCAAGUUUAGAUUUGCAGACGCCAAGAGCUAAUUCUCCAUUCCAAUUUUUCAAUGCAACUGUCAUUGAGUUGAACCGCUAAAGUUAAUUCUACAGGCUCUUGUCCACUUCAAUCUGUUUAGUGGCUUGCAGCAAGUAGACUCAUCAAAGUUGAAAGUAAUUGUAUGCCUAAAAUCUUGGUUUUGGUCAUAAAUUAAUCAUUGUUGUGAUUUUCUGU